AGAUUCACAUUUAUUUAUUUGAAAUAAUCGAAAUCUUUAUGAAGUCAAUGUAAAAGACCGCAUGCACCGAACUCCAGAUAGAUUGCAUUUGCCAUUAACUGCUGUUUCACAUGACCGGUCCCUUAAAUGCGAUGCGGACUACCUGAAACGUUGAUUCAGCCCCCUGUGGGCUACGCGUUCAGCUUUGACGAUAAGAUCGGUGAUGGCGUAGCCGGACUCAAAGCUGGUGACGUAGGUCUGGAAAUGACCACGUUCGCAGACGAGGCAGGUGGACCGUGCUGAGAUCAGUGCGCCGGAUAGUGCUGCCCCCACUGCUGCGAGAACAGAGGUUGUGUUUACAUUGCCAUUAGGGAAGGCCCUGGGUGAGCCGUAUAACACAAGACUAAAAAAAAACAAAACAUGUAUGAAUUAUGAUUAAAAGGGGGAAAAUUACAUUUGAAUGCACUGCAAUGAGACGCAAGAUCAGUCAGGGCCAUUGCAGUUGGAAUCUCGCUGGCAUGAAGUGCCCCCUUUGGCUCAGUUAUGAGGGAGGUGAAAUGCAAACAUAUUUCCUACAGCCAGUGGAAGCCACAGACGAUGCCUUCUGGGACCAGUUCUGGGCAGACACCGCCACCACCGUCCAGGAUGUUUUUGCUCUGGUGCCAGCUGCGGAGAUAAGGGCUGUUCGAGAGGAGUCCCCUUCAAAUCUAGCAACCCUCUGCUAUAAGGCCGUGGAGAAGCUGGUGCAGGGUGCAGAGUCUGGCUGCCCCACAGAAAGGGAGAAGCAGGUGAUCCUGAACUGCACCCGCAUCCUGACCCGCAUCCUCCCCUACAUCUUUGAGGACCAGGACUGGAGGGGAUUCUUCUGGUCAACGGUGCCUGGUGCCGGGCGGGCUGGGACAGAUGAGCUGGACGAUGAUGACGGAGCUCGACCACUGGCCGAGUUGCUGCUCCUGGCCAUCGCUGACCUGCUCUUUUGCCCUGACUUCACUGUGCACAGCCACAAGAGAGGCCCUGACUCGGUAGAGAACAUGCAGUCUAUAGACAGCUGUGAAUACAUCUGGGAGGCAGGGGUGGGCUUUGCACAGUCCCCCCCUCUCAACUACAUCCAUGACCUGAAUAGGACAGAGUUGCUGAGAUUGUUACUAACCUGCUUCUCUGAGGCCAUGUACCUGCCUCCUUCAUCGGACAACAAUGUCCUCAACCCUUGGGUGACUUUCUUCUGCUCCGCAGAAAACAGACAUGCUCUGCCUCUGUUCACCUCCCUGCUGAAUGUGGUGUGCGCCUAUGAUCCAGUGGGCUACGGCAUCCCGUACAACCACCUGCUCUUCUCGGACUACCGGGAGCAGCUGGUGGAGCAGGCUGUACAGAUCCUUAUUGUGACGCUGGAGCACGACGGAGGGGUUCCCCACCGCCCUGCCUCCCCAUCCAGCAUGGAGGAGCAAGAGGUACGACACCAAGAACACAGGAAAACAAAAAUCAAUCCGAUGACUAUAUGGCAUGCGUUUGAUGUCAGUCAAAUAAAUCUCUGUAUCUUUGUGCAGUCUACAGGACCUGAAAACCUGUUUGUGAAUUAUUUGUCGAGGAUUCACAGAGAGGAGGACUUUGACUUUGUAUUGAAGGGCCUGGCUCGUCUGCUGACCAACCCUUUGACUCAGACUUACCUGCCUAACUCCACAAAGAAGAUCCAGUUCCACCAAGAGCUGUUGGUUCUCUUCUGGAAGCUAUGUGACUUCAAUAAGAAGUUCCUGUUUUUUGUCCUGAAGAGCAGUGAUGUGCUGGAUGUUCUGGUUCCGAUACUCUACUACCUGAAUGAUGCCAGGGCUGACCAGUCCCGCGUCGGACUCAUGCACAUUGGCGUGUUCAUUCUGCUGCUGUUGAGCGGGGAGAGAAACUUUGGUGUGCGCUUGAAUAAGCCCUACUCCAUCCAUGUGCCUAUGGACAUACCAGUGUUCACAGGGACUCACGCUGACCUGCUUAUAGUGGUGUUUCACAAGAUUAUCACCACAGGCCACCAGCGUCUCCAGCCUCUGUUUGACUGCCUACUCACCAUUGUUGUAAAUGUGUCUCCCUACUUGAAGAGCCUGUCCAUGGUGGCAGCCAAUAAACUGCUCCACCUGCUGGAGGCCUUCUCCACCAGCUGGUUCCUGUUCUCUGCAGCCCAGAACCAUCACCUUGUAUUCUUCCUUCUUGAGGCUUUUAACAAUAUUAUCCAGUACCAGUUUGAUGGAAACUGCAACCUGGUGUAUGCCAUCAUCCGCAAACGUAACGUGUUCCACCAGCUGGCCAACCUGCCCUCUGAUCCCGCUUCCAUUCAAAAGGCUUUGCAGAGGAAGAGGAAGUCGCCAGAUGUUAUUUCCCGCACAAGCUCCCAGGAGACUGUGUCUAUGGAGGGCUCUCACCCUGCUGUGCCAGCAGAGCCUGGUACACUGAAGGCCAGUCUAGUCGCUAUGCCAGGCAUUGAUAAACUCACCGAGAAGUCACAGGUGUCAGAGGAUGGCACCAUGGUGUCCGUCCCAAAGAUGGAUUCCCCACACACUGUCCACCCGGACCAAAGUGCAGUCGCCGGGACCAGUGAUACAGAGUCAAACUCAGGCAGAGAUAAUGAAGAUGUUUUCUACACUGAAGCAGAAAUGGAGAGAAGACGUUUGUCAAGUGCGUCUUCAACAUCGUUUUGGGCUCCCACACAGGAAUGGGUGCUCUCCUGGAAGAGUAAGCUACCUUUGCAGACUAUCAUGCGUCUUCUACAAGUGUUAGUUCCCCAGGUGGAGAAGAUCUGCAUCGAUAAGGGUUUGACAGAUGAAUCAGAGAUCCUGAAGUUUCUCCAGCAUGGCACAUUAGUGGGCCUGCUCCCAGUCCCUCACCCCAUCCUCAUCAGAAAGUAUCAGGCCAAUGCAGGCACUGCCAUGUGGUUUCGCACUUACAUGUGGGGCGUCGUCUAUUUGCGCAAUGUGGAUCCUCCUAUUUGGUAUGACACUGAUGUCCGCCUUUUUGAGAUUCAGCGGAUGUAGACAGAAGGCUUUUCGACUAAAAACCUUGGGACUGUUCAUCGCCAGGGUUCCUCUUCCCUUCAGUAUCUGCUGGUUUCCCCGUUAAACCUCACUUUAUUUAACUUGCCACCGUAAUUAUCGUCUUCAUAAUGCUUGUCCCUUACACCACUGACUUAGGAAGAAGAGUCGUUCAGAUGAGUUAGGAGAUAACGCUCAGAUUAAGAGGACAGAUGAUCAAAUUAACAUUAUUGCCCAUAAACAACUGUGUUUGUACGUAUCUUCAGACCUCAAGACCACAGAAUGUCUGUCAAAGCACUGGGAUGACUGGAACAUUUGCCAAAAGCUGAGGCUGUUUUCUUGACAGCAUAGAAGUGAGAGAGGAAAUCUUUAACUUUUCAGUCAGACUUAAAAUAGAAGAUAUGGUGCUUUCCAACAGAGGCUUGUAACAUAUCUUGGAUGGCACAAUAUUGGUGUUUCACGUUGUCUCAUCUGCUAUGCUUUAAAAUGAACUUGCACUCUGAGUUGUCAGUUAUUAUGGUUGUAGUGUAUGUGAUAAUGUAACCCGGAUCUAAUGGAUUUUGGAGAGCUUAAUACAGAUUGUAUGUUUUUAUGUAAAUGACCAGGUUUAAGUUUAGAUCUGGCUGGCUAUGCUUAUAUCGCUUGAUGUCUAAAAUUGUAUUUUCCUGAAAAUAUAUAUUGAUAACCCUCUGUGAAUUCUGUAUUAGUCACUUUACUAAAUUG
This is a messenger RNA of Xiphias gladius (swordfish), 3710 nucleotides long. RefSeq names its product HID1 domain containing a (gene hid1a). The transcript has 17 exons. The coding region runs from base 411 to 2990 and encodes 859 amino acids. NCBI's taxonomy places the organism in Eukaryota, Metazoa, Chordata, Actinopteri, Istiophoriformes, Xiphiidae. The record is from RefSeq and is a predicted model, not a curated record. Gene Ontology annotation, cellular component: Golgi medial cisterna; Golgi trans cisterna; membrane.